Molecule: messenger RNA, 4231 nt
Organism: Pseudophryne corroboree (corroboree frog)
Lineage: Eukaryota; Metazoa; Chordata; Amphibia; Anura; Myobatrachidae
Exons: 2
Coding region: 2405-3580 (391 amino acids)
Source: RefSeq, a predicted model, not a curated record
UGUUGUACAGGUACUCGAGGGGGUCCCUGCCAAGGCAGGUGAUGUAAUGGCGCUGGGAAGACGGUGCUGGAUACUAGUAUCAGCAUACCGUAAAAUGCACCAAAGAUAUGAGCAGUUACAAUCACGUUAUUUAGAUAUAGAACAAACAGUAAUUGAACAACAAGGAAAGAUAGGAUUGUUACAGUGCAGCAAUCAGAUGUUAUCAGAAAAAGCCCAGAAAUAUCAGAUUGUUGCCGAGAAGGCUGCUGUUAAAGUAGCCCAGAACAAAUAUAAAAAAAGAAAGGGAAGGGUAAACACCCGAAAAGUACGAGCAAUUAUUGCUUCUGCCGAUCUUCAAUGGGAUCCCGAUACAUGGGAUGGUGAUGUAUGGGAUAGUAGUAGUGAGGAGGAGGACAAGGACAAGGGGGAUGGGAGCCUCCCAAUCCUGUCAUUGACCCUCCUGGGGCAAAUGCUUGUCCUGUCUCGCGCAGGCAAUUAACUAAGGUUGCAGAAGGUGGAGGGCAGGCAGUCCUCAAAGAGAAAAUGAUACUGCAAGAUUUCACUCAAAAUGAAGUCAUGGAACUAUUGACCAAAUUUUCACAACGCCCCGGGGAAGGCGUCCUUACCUGGCUGGUCCGUUUGGUAGAGGAUGGCGCUGGAGGGGUUGAUGUAGAUAGACAAGAUGUUGCAAAAUUUGAAGCCUACUGCUCCUCCCGAGGAACAGGAAGAUUCAGAGGGUGAUGCAUAGGUAGCCAGCCAAGCCCCUGUAUGGAUUCGUCAUGAUGAGAGACCUUAUGUCAAAUUAGGAAUCCAUUGGUCACGGGGCAAUGUACAAGAGGUCCCCGCGUUAAUUGACACAGGGGCGGAGGCUACCCUAAUAUAUGGAAAUCCCAAUAGAUUUAAAGGACCCCGAAUUAAAAUUGCAGGGUUGGGGGGUCGAGUAACUGAAGGGGUACAGGUGGAAAUACCUCUAAAAAUAGGAAAUUUACCUAUUAAGAAAUGCCGAGUACUAAUAGUACCCAUUAGAGAAUAUAUUAUAGGCAUUGAUGUUUUAAAAGGACUGACCCUUUAUUUAGAUACAGGAAAAUUUAGUUUUGGAGUCAGAAGUAAUUGUAUUCAGGCCAGACCUAUUGUGGUGGGAAAAGUAAAAAUGCCCCCAGUACAUGUCCCACCUGCAACUAAAUUAAUUGCAAUGAAACAAUAUCGUAUACCGGGGGGCCAUCAAGAAAUAAGCAAAACCAUUAAAGAAUUAAUGGAUACAGGAGUGGUACGAUAUACCACUACUGCUUGGAAUAAUCCGGUAUGGCCAGUGAAAAAGAGCGAUGGCUCCUGGCGCAUGACUGUGGAUUAUAGAGAACUGAACACAUGAAAAAUAAAGGGUGGGAGAUUAAUCCCGCCAAGGUGCAGGGACCUGCACAAGCGGUGAAGUUUUUGGGGAUACAGUGGAAUAAAGGACAUUGAAGUUAUCACUAAACAAACAAAAGUAACUGUAUUCCAUGUUGAUGCACAUGUACCAUUAGACUCACUUGAACGUUUGUUUAAUUCACAAGCAGAUGCACAAGCCGCCAUUGCUAAGUCAUCUCAUGAGCCAGUGGCAGGAGAGACGAAGGAAUUGGAAUCAUGGUUGCAGGGUACAGCCCUUUGGGCACACCAAAAGAGUGGACAUCUGGGAGAAAAGGCAACUUACAGAUUGUCGUGAGUCUCAGUCUUGGAAUCCUUGGAAUUGUAUUAUUGGUCGUCCCCUCUAGUACAUGGACACCUGGAUUGAAGAUAGAGAAACGAGAGUUGCAUACUGUACGGUGGGGAUGGAACAAUGCCACCAUACCAAGAACCCAAGAUAAUUUCACUUGUCAGGCCAAUCAGCGCUGUACUAAUAUAGUAAAUAUAACAAUUCCAGGAACGAUGUGGGCUGGACCGCCUGAUCCACAAAGAAACAGAUAUCGACCUACAUUUGCCUUACAUCAGUCAGAAGGCAACAUCACAAUUAAUGCUGCAGUAAAUAUAAGUUGCUGCUCCAAACCUUAUAGGUUCCGAUUUCUCCCUAAAGAAGAGAAGAAUAAAGAAUACAAGAAUUGUUCUAAACAAGGAGCAACCACAUUUCGGUUAGCCGUAAAAGACGUUUUAAUUUUGGUAUGUCAUAAUGCUACUGAAAUAAAAAAUCGAACGUGGUGGGCACAAGAUUUAAUGUUUAUUGAUAUCAAUGCAUCACGAAUCGAUAUUGGACAUGUUAAAAGAUUACCAUCUACAUGUAAAAAUGUAGGUACACAAGCUCAAAAGACUGUUAGUCACACAAGUUGUUUUCCCUCCCAAUAAUAGACAAUGUAUAUCCCGGCAACGACGUGCCUGGUAUGAUACAUUGUUGGGAGGAUAUGGGACUCUAACAGGAGUAUUAAAUAGAAUAGAUAUUGAAACAUUAGCCAAUAGGAUGCAUAGCACCGGUAGUAAAUUAAAUGACGGACUUACAUUACAAGCAAAAUGGAUGCCUACUAUUUUUGAGCCAGCCAAAAUAUCGGCUGGAAUAGAUACUUUAAUGAAUCAGCUAAUUAAUGCUAGUAAUGAUUUUGCUGUUGGAUUUGAUACCAACAUUACUAAAUUUAUAAAUUGGACCGUCUGUACACUACAGACUAUGUAUGAGCAACAACAAAAAGGCGUUAUGCAAACUAUGCUAAUGACCGGAAAUGAACAAGUAUGGAGAACAAUUUUUAAUACAAGUGUGUCCAGGGACGCUUGGAUACACUUGGAAGCUGCUAAAAUGAUUUGUAAUGACACCAUAUGCCAAGGUAUUUUAACUAUGUAUAAUGUAACCAAAGUUAUUCAAAUGUGUAAAUAUAUUGUAAUGCCUUUGUUGUUAGGACCAUCUGGUGGAGAAUGGUACUGGUUCCCCACUAUGAAAGGAGAAUAUAUAGAUGAGAAUAAUAGAACUCAUGAUUUGAGUAUUUGUACACCCACUUUACAAGGCAAGAUAUGUAGAGUACAAUCUGCAGUUUAUGAACCUUGCUUAUUAGAGAAUGGAGUAAAUUUAUGUAAAUGGAUAGUUUUACCUUUGUCAUAUACAAUGAUGAUGGAGGUAGCCCUACAAGAAGUAUGUUUGGUAACUGAUACACCAGCCAUACCUGGAAUGGUAGUUCCAUUUUCCGGAUGUAUUAGUAAUGUUAGUUCCUUAACCUGGGAAAAUGAGACAUUUAUAUUGUAUGCUGACCGUGAAGAACAUGUUACAAAAUAUUGGAGUCCACAAAAUUUAAGUAUUCCCCAAUGGGAUUUGAAGUUAGAUAAACUACAUACAAUUAUGAAACAAUCCAAAGUUAUUGAAGAUCAUAUCAAAUAUCUAAAUCAAUCUAUUGUAACUCAUCAAGUGACAACAACAAUAAUUGCUGAUCAAUUACAGAAAAUUGGUUCUGAUGUCCAGGAUGCAACUUCUCAUCAUUGGUGGGACUUGUUUAGUGGAUAUUAUCCGUCUGCAUCCAAUAUGCUAAAUUUUCUGAUACAUCCUGUUCUCAUACUGUGUAUAAUAAUAAUAAUUUUAUCUAUUUGGAACUGUGUGGUAUUUUUCCGCAUAUGUUGUAAACGACAAAAGGUUGUAACGGCAAGUUAUGAGUUAUAAUUGGAAUCAGUCAAGGGCCGUUUGUGAUACGAGUGUGAUAUGAAAGGGUGAGAGUGGGGUUUUCUGACUGACUUCCAUUUUGUGCCGCAGUAACUAUGCCACAUAAUCACAAGAGAAUAGCAAGGGUGUUUGUCUUAUGAAAGGGUGUUUGUCUCAUGCUAGAAGAAGGAUUCUUAGAAUAGACAAGGACUCGUGUUGUUAUUUUCAGUUUGUUAUAGACAAGGACUCGUGUUGUUAUUUUCAGUUAGAUAAGAUGUUUCAGAACCCCGGAAUGUACCCACAUAUGGAUAGAUUGUGUUUUUAGUUUUGUAUAAAGGACGGGGAAUGUUAGGGGAAUAUCGGAAUCCACCUGAGACGCUAGCAGACGUGCUGCGUGUGAAUACCGAAUUUCCCCUUGAGACGAUCGUCCUGAGAUUCCCCAAUCCAGAGUGCUCAAGUGAUGCUACAAUAUUCGGUAAGAUAUUGAUGUAGUUUCUUGAUAUUAUACCUAUAUUUAUGAUUAUGUAUUAAUACCUGACGAAAAUACUAUAAGAACUAAUAAAUUAUUUACUAUUGAGACAUAAAAGUGUUGUUUGUUUUGCUGCAUUAAAGUGUAAGCCUGUUCUGGGCAACAGUGAGCGCAGAAUGUAUUGAGCAAUCUCACACACCCUA